Molecule: messenger RNA, 3769 nt
Organism: Pseudopodoces humilis (Tibetan ground-tit)
Lineage: Eukaryota; Metazoa; Chordata; Aves; Passeriformes; Paridae
Source: RefSeq, a predicted model, not a curated record
AUGAGGAAGGUUCUGUGCGUGGAGCCCGUCAUUUUCAUCUACAUUUUUGCGUCUUCCCUGACGAGCCCGCUGGUGCAGCAGUUCAUCUACCGGCGGCUGUGGGAGCAGGAGUACAACUCCACUUUCGUGAGCGACGACAAUGUCAGUCACUGCGAGCAGAAUAAGAGCAGCCCGGCUUAUAUCAAACAGAAGGAAGUUCAAGAAAAAGCCUCUGUUUUUAAUAUGCAGUUGGACUUAACUAGGGCCAUUCCCAGCCUUACAGUUGCCUUUGUCAUUGUAGCUAAUGGGGAUCGCCAGGGACACAAAAGGUCUUUAGUUUUACCAUCAAUGGGAGCUUUGAUUUCUGGUAUUAGCUUCACUGCAAUAUCAUAUUUUUCCUUGUCACUCUCUGUCCUAUUUGCAGUCGCAUUUAUUACUGGACUGUUUGGAAGUAUAGCAACUUUCCUUGGAGGAGGCUUUGCUUACAUAGCAGAGGAGUGUCAUGAUGAGAAGCAGAAAACAACACGAAUAGCUGUAGUGGAUUUGAUUUUUGGAGUUGUAUCUGGAUUGGCAGGUCUGUCAUCUGGCUACUUUCUGAGAGGAAUAGGCUUUGCAUGGACAUUUGUGAUAGCAUCUCUGCUCCAUGUCAUUAAUAUCAUCUAUAUUGUAUUUUUUCUGGAAGAUACUGUAGGUGUAUCUCAAUUCCAGCAUGAAGCACCAGUAUCCUGGAAAGAACUUCUUAGGGAGACAUUUUCUGGAGUGUACAUGCUUUUUAAAACUGCCCCUUAUAAAAAGAGAAUUUUAAUAAUCGUGUUACUUUUUACAUUUAUGACUUAUUUGUUUACUCUGCUGGGUGGGAGUUCACUUUUUACACUGUAUGAACUGGAUGAGCCGCUCUGCUGGAAUGAAGUAUACAUUGGAUAUGGAGCAGCUGCAUUCACUUCUGUCUCGCUGACCAGCUUUUUGGGAGUUUACUUAUUUUCCAAAUGUCUCAAAGACAUUUAUAUUGUCUUUAUUGGGAUGUUUUCUUACAUUGGAGGAAUGAUCAUGGCUGCCUUUGCCAAAACUACCCUGCUCAUGUUUUUAGUGAGAGUGCCGUCUUUGUUCUGCUUUAUGCCUAUUCCUGUUCUCCGAUCCAUGCUGUCAAAAGUGGUUCUCCCUGGUGAACAGGGUGCUGUGUUUGCUUGUAUUGCCUGUUUAGAAGUUGUGACCGGCACUAUGUCAAUUUCAGUUUUUAAUAUUCUCUAUGCAACUACUGUUGCAUGGUUUUCAGGCUUUAGCUUCCUCCUAUCAGCAGGCCUUUGUCUAAUUCCACUGUCUGUCCUGUGCUGGCUUCUGUGCACAAGCUGGAAUGGGGAGGACUUGGCUCUGCUGGUACCUGAAGAAGUAUCCAGCAUAGAGAGUGCUGAUAGUUGAACAAAGGAUGCACAUACUUGGGAUUUCUAAUCUGACAUGCAGUGGCACAGAUCGUUAUGUCACACAGAAACCACAGAGAUAACACAAUCUCCAAGUGGCCCUGCAGCAAUAAGCACUAAAUUGGUACCACUCAAUACCCAGUCUCUUUUUAGCACUUGACUAAAGCUAGCUCUUAACUAUGGAAAUAGGCUGGCAAUUGAGAUUAAUGCUGCUUCAGCAUGAAGGAAAAAAUAAGGUAGGAUGAUACUUUUUCCACUUACCCUUUCUCAAGUUUGAGAAUGUCAACUGUGGAUUGUGAUACAUCUUGUAUCACUCGCUCUAAGCUGGGUGACAGAGAUAAGCUUAGCAGCACAGAGGACACUGGCAAUUCUGCUGAAGUCAUUGCAGCUCGUGCCAGCUGAGGAUGUGGUCCACUGUGUACAUCUUGAAAGCCCUGUCUUAACAUUGAAGCCCCCAAACUGUCUAAAAUUACUAAACUAAAAACUAGUUCUUUUCAGAAAGCAAACUGGAGGCAGUACUCACACCUGCUGUAAGUUCACUUACUGUUCUGCAGCUAGCAGAGUGUUUGUGUAAGUUUAACAUAAGAUGUGUGGACCUUGCCUGUGACUUAGUUCUUGAAAUGGAUUUUCACACAGAACUGUCAGAGAAUUUCCAUCUUGCAGAGUGUGAAGUUCAGCUAAACGUACAUUUUGCAGAGGCCAUAUUGCACAUUUAUAAUUUUCCAUAUAUUAAGGACUGCGUACAGACAUCUCUUUUUUGUCCCAGAGAUAUUUCUUGUUUUCUAGUUAAGCUUAAAUAUUUCUUUUAGCAAAAAGCUGUGAUAGCAUCCUUAGCUGUAGAUCUUUAUUUUUUUAACAGCCCUGAAAUGAGGUGACAAAAUUAGAAUCAUGAAUCUAAUCAUUUUGCAAUGAAUGCAACAUAAUUAUGAACACCUGAACAGCACUUCUAAUCUUCAAAGCACUUUACAAAUGUUAUCCAAAACAUCCUUCCAUAGUAGAUACUAUCCUCUGUUGCAUAAAGAGAAGUUAACAGAGAGGACAAGUGACAUGGCCAGGGCCCCAGCACAAACUGGUGAGACUGCCAAACCUAGGAAUCCAUUUCAGCACUGACUCCUCACCUUUUCCCUUAAGAUCUUUAAGUAGGAAUUGUCCUGAGUAUUAGGUUCUGGAAUGCACAGCACAGCAGAAGUGUGAAUAUAACACCAUGUCAAGGACCACUCCCAUCUGUUGAUUUUGUUAAGAGUUUGACAGCCAAUACUGUUCUGAUCUCUCAAAGUUCUGUAUGACUCUUUUCCCCCAAAACAGAUUAGGCAAAAAAAGAAAAAAAAAAAAAAAAGUGAUUGCCAUUUAGGGAAUGAAACCUCUAGGAAAGCAUCUACAAUGACUUCACAUGCACACACCAUAGGAUAAAACUGCAGACAGGCAUACCAUGAGCUGCAUGCAGCCGCUGAUACCCAUCCUAUGAACAGAGACUCACACAGAACUUCUCAGUGGUACUCCACCAAAAAAUAGUAAUACCAAAUCAUGAUGAUACUUUUAUAGAUCCUUUAUAACGGAAUUCUUUAAUUCUUUCCAUGUAUCAUAAUCACAGAGAAGGUUGGAAGAAGGUUCAACUAAGUUAAAGGGAGAGCUUACAAUAUUCAAGAGACCAUUAUCUGCUCAUCACAGGUGAAAACAGAGACAUUUACAUAACAUGCCUCUAGCCAGCUCUUCCACUUCUGUCCUGAACUUCCAAGAGUGAUGUUGGCAAUUAAAUAUCAUUAGCUCUCUCUCAGCAGUUUAGACAAGAGCCAGAAAAUAAAACUGCUUAAUGCCUUCAAGGUGCCCAAGCUACUGCCAACUUGCUGGAAACAUGAGCCGAGUUCUACAAUAACCAGUGGGUCCAAAACAUAAUGAGUACUUGUAGAGAGAUUAAGAAAACACUGAUGUAAAGGAUUUUAGCACAAACAUUACAUUGUCUUCCUUGCCUCUUCAUUAUGCAGUUAUGUAAGGCUUUAUGGAAUUAACUAUUUCACACAAAACUGCCUGGAAAUAAAAAAGCAAAUGCAGAAGGGGUGUGUACUUUCACUUGCUCUUCGUCAGUGGACACCUUUUCUAGCACUGGGAAGGUUACAACAAAGCGAGCCAUUCCACAGCGGUGCUGUGUCAGUCCAGCUGAGAACAAGUACAUACACCUCAGGAAUAGCUUUGUUAUGAUUUAACUGCACAAAGUACGUGCUGUUUGCAAAAUGCUUCUGGUAGAUGGAGCAUUUAGGCUAUGAAUUUAGGUCAAAACACAUGGAGGAUAUGAACUGUGUUUUUAAAAUGCCUUGCACGGUGCAAGCUGAGAAACCAAGUACUAAUACCCAUCAGAUUAUUAAAGCAAAAUGUUCUAA